This is a messenger RNA of Condylostylus longicornis, 2148 nucleotides long. RefSeq names its product ionotropic receptor 40a (gene Ir40a). The coding region runs from base 1 to 2148 and encodes 715 amino acids. Lineage: Eukaryota; Metazoa; Arthropoda; Insecta; Diptera; Dolichopodidae. The transcript is spliced from 11 exons. Gene Ontology annotation, cellular component: membrane. Gene Ontology annotation, molecular function: ligand-gated monoatomic ion channel activity. The record is from RefSeq and is a predicted model, not a curated record.
AUGGACUGUAGGGCUAAAAUUAUUUUGAACAAAAAAAAUGAGCCAUGCUUGAACCAUUUGGGUCAAAGUGGCAACACUGAGUGCAAUUAUUUAGAACAACGACUUUCCGAAAUAAUAAAUGGUUUGAAUCCAAAAUAUUUAGUAAUAUUUUGUCAAAAUUAUUCACAAAAUGAAGAUGUUAAUGAUUUAAUUUAUGAGAUACAUAAAAUGAAUUAUCAAUCAUGUAUUUUUUAUAAUAUUACAAAAUAUUUUCAAUUUAUUGGUACAACAAUUAAAUCAUCAGUUGAAAGUACAAGUAUAAUAUUUUUAAAUCCUGAUGGUUUUGUUGAGCUACUACAUGAAAAUAAUUUAGCACAUCGUCUUAGUUUAUUUGUAUUUUAUUGGGGUGCUAAAAGUCCACCAAGUGCAAAAUAUGCAAGAUUUGAAGAGCCAUUAAGAGUUGUAAUUAUAACAAGGCCACGUGAGAAAGCUUUUCGAGUAUUUUACAAUCAAGCAGUACCAAGUGGUGUAAGUAGCUUACGUUUAGUUAAUUGGUAUGAUGGUGAAAGUUUAGGUUUAAUUAAAACACCACUUUUACCAAGCACAUCUUCGGUUUAUUCCAAAUUUGAUGGACGAAUAUUUAAAAUACCAGUAAUUCAUGCUCCACCAUGGUUUUUCAUUGAUUAUAAAACAAAUUCUAGUCAAAUACCACAUUUUACAUAUCCAUCAGAAGAUAAUAAAUUUUGUGCUAAUAAAGAACCAGAAAUUGUUGAACAAAGUAAUAUAUGUGUUAUAGGUGGACGUGAUCAUAAUUUACUUUUGAAUUUAGCAAGGAAAAUGGAUUUUAAAAUUCAAUAUAUUGAUCCACCUGAAAGAACUCAAGGAUCUCCAAUUUCACCAGAUGAAACAGAUAUAAGUUUUAAUUUUUCAGGUGGCAUUGGAAUGUUACAGAAUAGAUCUGGCGAUAUCUUUUUGGGUGAUAUAAGUCUUAAUUGGGAAAGAGGAAAAGCAGUAGAAUUUUCAUUUUUUACUUUAGCAGAUUCAGUAGCUUUUGCUACUCAUGCACCAAGACGAUUAAAUGAAGCACUUGCUAUAUUAAGACCAUUCAAACUUGAUGUAUGGCCAUAUUUAAUUUUAACAAUUAUUUUUUCAGGACCAAUUUUUUAUUGUAUUAUAAAAAUACCGUACUUAUGGCAAUUCAAUAAGAAACCGAAAAUAUUUAAUAAAAAAUCUUUUAUUCCAAUCUACCCGGAUUAUAUUAAUGAGAUUUCUUAUGGAAGAAGGAAAAUGAAACGAUCAACAAUUAAAGAAAAGAAAAGAAAUUUACCAAAUACCAAUUUAUUUGGUCAUUGUAUUUGGUUUACUUUACAACUUUUCUUAAAACAAUCAUGUUCUGAGCCUCAUAAUUGCCGUCGCGUGAAAUUCUUAACAAUUGUUUAUUGGAUUGCAGCAACAUAUGUUUUAGCUGAUGUUUAUUCAGCUCAAUUAACAUCUCAAUUUGCAAGACCUGCACGUGAACCUCCAAUUAAUACAUUAGAGAAAUUGGAAUAUGCUAUGAAAUUCGGAGGUUAUCAAUUGUUUGUUGAAAAAGAAAGUUCAGCGUUGCAAUUACUUGAGAAUGGAACAGAAUUAUUUCAAAGGCUUUAUAAGUUAAUGAAGGGACAACAGGAUUCGAGAGGUGAUCGAACAGAAUUUUUAGUAGAUUCGGUUGAAAAAGGAAUAGAAAAAAUUGUUGAUGGUUCACAAAAAGUUAUUUUAGGUGGUCGUGAAACAUUGUAUUUUAAUAUGAAAAGAUAUGGAUCAAAAAAAUUUCAAUUAAGUCAGAAAUUAUUUACUCGUUAUUCGGCAGUUGCUGUACAAAAUGGUUGUCCUUAUUUAGAUAGCAUUAAUGAAGUAUUAAUUCAUCUUUUUGAAGGUGGUGUUCUCGAUAAAUUGACUGACAUUGAAUAUGAGGCAAUGUCAAAAUUAUUAUCAAAGAAUCAAAGUUCUGAUCAGAUCAUAAAUGAUGAGAACAAAAAUGAAAAAAAUGAUGAAUCUUCAAUAUCAUCUGAAGGUGAAAAAUCAUUUAAUAUGUUAGAUGAAGAUGAUGUUAUUCAACCAAUAAAUUUAAGAAUGUUACAGGGUGCUUUUAUUGUUCUAAUAAUUGGUCAUAUUUCUGCAGGUAAUUAA